Molecule: messenger RNA, 921 nt
Organism: Phytophthora sojae
Lineage: Eukaryota; Oomycota; Peronosporomycetes; Peronosporales; Peronosporaceae
Exons: 5
Coding region: 1-921 (306 amino acids)
Source: RefSeq, a predicted model, not a curated record
AUGCCCGUCAUGUUCGAUUCCCCGGACAGUCUGCUCGAUAUCGAACUCGAGAUUGUGUCGGCCAAGGGCAUCGACACCGGUGACUACCUCGGCCUCAAGACCGCUCUCAAGGGCGAGUUCUCGUCGAGGGACGCGUACGUUUACAUUGAGAUCGACGGCCAGAAAGUGGCCUGGACGCGGCCGAUCUUCGACACGCUCAAGCCUGAGUGGAACGAGAAGUUCGUCUUCAAGAAUGUCCAGCACUCGUUGGUGUUCAAGCUUUCGCUGUUCGACAAGGAUGUGGACGCCGACGACGAGUUGGGCGAGGCGCAGUUCAUUGCCGACACCGCUAUGUAUGCCACGGAGACUGCGUUCGACCUGCCGAUCACCAUGGCCGGUAGAAACGCCGGCACACUUAGUAUCAAGGUGAAUUCGCACCCUGUGAGCGUUGACGAAGACGCCGAGCUGCAAGAGGUCGGACCUGUGCGCUACUCUGUGCACUCGAGCUUUUCGGCCGGGCUUCUGUCCAUGCUAACGUCCAACGACGACCGACUCGAGUCCGGGCCUACCGCUACCUACGGCGCGGUUUCCUCGCCCAACGAGUUCUUCGAGCUCAUUCACAACGGUAGACACCAGGACAAGCCCGUGCUCUUCACGUACGUCAUCACCAACAAGGGACAUGCUCUCACGCACAUACUGCACUCGGGAGCUGCCUUCUCUGUCAAGUACGCCGGCGAAUUCCGCAUUGACACCGACCGGUUCGACAUGCCCACGCUGUUUAUCGACAACAACAGUGGCACGUACGCGCCGCCCACCGAAGACCUGCUUCAGCUCCAGGCUCUCAUGGAAAACAACGCCCCUGGAAUUAAUUGCAUCGCGCUCGACCAAAACGACGAAUCAUUGCAGGAGGCGCACAAGGAGACCCUGGCCGCAUGGGAGUAG